AUGAAGGCAACUGCAGCUGCGGCAGGAGCAGCAGCAAAUAUAGCAUCAAAUGCUGCAGCAGCAGCGGCGGCCACAGCAGCCACAGUUGCAUCAGCCUCCACUGGACCACUUGCUAACAACGCAAGGAUCGCUGCAGAAGAAGCAAUCAAGCCUGCUGAAGAGGCAGCGAGAAUGGCAGAAGCAGUACUCAAUGGGACCGCUUCACCAGAGGAAGCCAUACAAGCAGCUCUAAUUGCAGCACAAAAAGCACAGGAGGCGUCUUUAGCAGCAAAACAAGCAGCAGAGGCUCUCCCAGAUUCAAUGGCACCAUUUAGGGAAAGAAUUCUUCAAGCAUCUGCCAAUGCAACAGAUUCAGCUCUCAAAGCAGCCCAGGCAGCAAACAAUGUAUCUACAAUAACUCCUGAAAGUUUAAAUGCAGCAGCUACAGCCAUGAAUGAUUCAGCAAUCUCAGCAGAAAAAGCCCUCACAGCGUUACUAUCUGCAGUACAACAAAAUAUGACCGUACCCCUUGACCCCAAAUUAGAAGGAUUUCUGUCAUCAACAGCUGAGAAUGCCGCACAAACCGCAAACAAAUCCAUAACUGCAGUGGAAAAGGCAGCUGCCUCCUUAACAGCAAACACAACAGAAGAGGCAAACCGUCUGUCAAAUGAAGCUAUUAAUUCAGUUAAAGAUACCAAUAAUUCAACAAAUCAAACCCUUGAGUCAGCUUCAAAUAUACUGUCAAUGAAAUCCCCUGCAGAGAUAAGUGCAACAGCAACUGCGGCAGCAGCAGCAGCAAAGAUAGCAUCAAAUGCUGCAGCAGCAGCGGCGGCCACAGCCGCCACAGUUGCAUCAGCCUCCACUGGACCACUUGCUGACAAAGCACAGGUCGCUGCAGAAGAAGCAAUCAAGGCUGCUGAAGAGGCAGCGAGAAUGGCAGAAGCAGUACUCAAUGGAACCGCUUCACCAGAGGAAGCCAUACAAGCAGCUAAAAUUGCAGCACAAAAAGCACAGGAGGCAUCUUUGGCAGCAAAACAAGCAGCAGAUGCUCUCCCAGAUUCAAUGGCACCUUUUAAGGAGGGAAUUUUUCAAGCAUCUGCCAAUGUAACAGAAGCAGCUCAAAAAGCAACCCAGGCAGCAAACAAUGCAUCUACAAUAACUCCUGAAAGUUUGAAUGCAGCAGCUACAGCCAUGAAUGAUUCAGCAAUUGCAACAGAAAAAGCCUUCACCGCAUUACUAUCUGCAGUACAACAAAAUACGACUGUACCCCUUGACCGCAAUUUAGAAGGAUUUGUGUCAUCAGCAGCUGAGAAUGCCGCACAAACUGCAAAUAAAUCCAUAACUGCAGUGGAAAAGGCAGCUGCCUCCUUAACAGCAAACACAACAGAAGAGGCAAACCGUCUGUCAAAUGAAGCUAUUAAUUCAGUUACAGAUACCAAUAAUUCAACAAAUCAAACCCUUGAAUCAGCUUCAAAUAUACUGUCAAUGAAAUCCUCUGCAGAGAUAAGUGCAACAGCAACUGCGGCAGCAGCAGCAGCAAAGAUAGCAUCAAAUGCUGCAGCAGCAGCGGCGGCCACAGCAGCCACAGUUGCAUCAGCCUCCACUGGACCACUUGCUAACAACGCAAGGAUCGCUGCAGAAGAAGCAAUCAAGGCUGCUGAAGAGGCAGCGAGAAUGGCAGAAGCAGUACUCAAUGGGACCGCUUCACCAGAGGAAGCCAUACAAGCAGCUCUAAUUGCAGCACAAAAAGCACAGGAGGCAUCUUUGGCAGCAAAACAAGCAGCAGAGGCUCUCCCAGAUUCAAUGGCACCAUUUAGAGAAAGAAUUCUUCAAGCAUCUGCCAAUGCAACAGAUUCAGCUCUCAAAGCAUCCCAGGCAGCAGAAAAUGUAUCUACAAUAUCUCCCGAAAGUCUGAAUGCAGCAGCUGCAGCCAUGAAUGAAUCAGCAAUCGCAGCACAAAAAGCCCUCACAGUGUUAUUAUCUGCAGUACAACAAAAUAUGACUGUACCCCUUGACCCCAAAUUAGAAGGAUUUGUGUCAUCAGUAGCUGAGAAUGCCGCACAAACCGCAAAUAAAUCCAUAACUGCAGUGGAAAAGGCAGCUGCCUCCUUAACAGCAAACACAACAGAAGAGGCAAACCGUCUGUCAAAUGAAGCUAUUAAUUCAGUUAGAGAUGCCAAUAAUUCAACAAACCAAACCAUUGAGUCUGCUGCAAACAUAUUAUCAACAAAAUCCUCUGCAGAGAUAAGAGCUGCCAGAGCUGCAGCAGCAGCAGCAGCAUCUGUAGCAUCAAGUGCUGCAACAACUGCAGGAGCUACAGCAGCCACAGUCGCAUCAGCCUCCACUGGACCACUUGCUGACAAAGCACAGGUCGCUGCAGCAGAAGCAGUCAAGGCUGCUGAAGACACAGCGAAAAUUGCCGAAGCAGUACUCAAUGGAACCGUUCCACCAGAGGAAGCCAUACAAGCAGCUCAAAUUGCAGCACAAAAAGCACAGGAGGCAUCUUUGGCAGCAAAACAAGCAGCAGAGGCUCUCCCAGAUUCAAUGGCACCAUUUACUGAGUAUAUUCUUGAAGCAUCUGCCAAUGCAACAGAAGCAGCUCUCAAAGCAGCCCAGGCAGCAAACAAUGUAUCUACAAUAACUCCUGAAAGUUUAAAUGCAGCUGCUGCAGCCAUGAAUGAUUCAGCUAUAGCGUCAGAAGAAGCCCUCAGAGCCGUGUUGGCUGCACUGCAACAAACAACCGUUCAACCAGUUGAUGCAAAAACAUUAAAAGAUGCUUUAAUCGCAUUUGAAAUAGCAUCAAAUCUGGUUGGAAAAGCAACACCAGAAGCGAAGACUGCAGUAGAUAAGGCAGCUGCUUCUAUCAAAGCAGCAACUCCAGAUGAAGCAGAGCAACUGGGGAAUGAAGCAAUUGCCUCAGCGAGAGAAUCCUUAAAAUCAGCUUACAGAGGUGUCAGUUUGGCCAACACAAUAUCAGGGCUCACGCCGUCUAUGAAAGACUCAACAAUAAGAACCACGACAUCAGCAGCAGCCUCAGCUGCAGCCGCUGCAGCAUCAACUGCAGCCGCUGCAGCAGCCUCUAUUUCCACUGCUGCAGGAGCAACAGCAUCUCCCAAAGCAGAGUUAGCCAUGAAAGCAGCAAGGGAAGCAGCUAAGAUGGAGCACGUGCAACAGAGCUUUCCAUCUCAGCAACACAAACAGUGGCACAAAUGA
This is a messenger RNA of Boleophthalmus pectinirostris (great blue-spotted mudskipper), 3192 nucleotides long. RefSeq names its product ice-structuring glycoprotein-like. The coding region runs from base 1 to 3192 and encodes 1063 amino acids. The transcript has 2 exons. NCBI's taxonomy places the organism in Eukaryota, Metazoa, Chordata, Actinopteri, Gobiiformes, Gobiidae. The record is from RefSeq and is a predicted model, not a curated record.